Hippocampus zosterae (dwarf seahorse) is the source of this 2185-nucleotide messenger RNA. RefSeq names its product androgen-dependent TFPI-regulating protein. Gene Ontology annotation, cellular component: endomembrane system; membrane. Lineage: Eukaryota; Metazoa; Chordata; Actinopteri; Syngnathiformes; Syngnathidae. The transcript is spliced from 5 exons. The record is from RefSeq and is a predicted model, not a curated record. Bases 1176 to 1847 code for a protein of 223 amino acids.
ACUUCAGCAUUCAAAUAUUUCUUGACCCCUGAACGGUCACUCUUUUUUUUUUAUGUCGUGCACUCAGAGAAAUUAAUUAUGGCAUAGUUUAUUUUGAAGUAUUUCAUCUUUGAUUUUAUUUCAAACAUACAUUUUCUUUGUAUACAGAUUACUAUUAGCAUAAAUCUGUGAAUUUCAAAACUAAUGAAAGGGAAUCAGUUAAGACGUAUGAAUCUAGGCUAAAGAUGGCAGGCUGUGACUUAACCAAUAUUCUUGUCAUUAAAAUGUAUCAAAUUGCUUUGCAUUUGGGGUUGACGUCAAUAUUUCAGUGUGUGUGCUUCACAUUUCCAGUAGGUCGCGGUAACGCAAGCCGUUUGUCAGCAGGAUUUGAACUUGACAAGAAGACGGACUUUUCCCAACAUGCCCCCGUGCAUUUGUAAACGUUAAAAGAAUUCUAACACUUUUGGUUGUUGCUAAUUGUUUUCACGUUGAUGUUACUUGUCUGUGUUCUCCUUCUGUGUGUGUUUUACUCACCUCCUGUGCAUAGUGUUGUUGCACUGUAAACUAAUUUGGUGUUCAGUUGAAUGACUCCCCUGAUCAUUAACCUUCUUCAUUGGAGGAAGUCGUGGGUAUGCUCUGAGCUACGAUUGGUUUAUCUAAUGAGCUCUCUUUGUGUGCCAAGGCAAUCCUCACAAGUUUAUGUAUAACUGAUCUUUGCCGUAAUAUCAGAAAUAAAGCAUCCAGAUCUUUUUUUUUCAUCUGAAUAUUUAGAAUACAUUUGCUGAGCACUGUAUUUCUGAUGUAGAAUAAUAUUAAUUACCGGUACUGUCGCCUGCAUGCAUGACUUGGAGUCAUUUUAUAAUGCCGCAAUAAGACAUUUUGGACCUGAGGGUUUAACUUGUACGAGAUAUUUUACCUUACACUGUACUUACGUCAGACUUCUCUUGCAAAACCGAGGAAACGCGAUUAAGCUCAAUGAGAAUAAAACAGGCAUGAAGUCACAUGCUGCAGAGCGCUGCUUAUGAAAGACACACUCUGCUGUACAGUACUUCCUAAUGAACAGUGGGUCUCUUGUGUCUGCAUUGAGCUGCACCUUUGCACUAAUCUUCUUUCCAUUUUUCAUGCUCCAGCCUGGAGUUUGUGUCAGUCUUGACUUUAUCCAGAUUUUGCCGAGUGGAAAUCUGUUUUAAUAUAAAAUGACUCCAAGGCCAAAGGGAGUUUACCACAUCGCUGCUUUCAGCUGGUAUGCUUUUGUUGUAAUGACUCUGGCUGCAAAGGAUGGAGAGGAAUUACCACCUGGGAUCUUUGUGUAUGGGGGACCUUGGAAAUACCUCACGUUUUUGAAUUUAUUACUGCAAAUGUUAUUCUUUGGGCUGGCUGCGGUGAGCGAUCUUCAGGACGGAAAAAAUUUGAAUAACACGCUGAACAGAUGUACAGAUCUAAUAUUCUCUGUUUUUGCCUUCCCAGUGGGCAUGUUUGUUGUUGUUCUUUUUUGGGCUAUAUUUGCCUAUGACAGAGAGUUGGUGUACCCUGCAACAAUUGACGCCUUCCUCCCUCCUUGGAUCAACCAUGCGAUGCAUACAUUUGUCCUUCCUUUAUUACUUGGAGAAAUUCUGUUGCAGCCACAUGCCUACCCACAAACAAAGAAUGCACUUGCCACACUGGGAGUAGUGGGCAUCGGUUACCUAUUCUGGAUUCUCUGGGUGUACUUCUCAGCGGGGAUUUGGGUGUAUCCCCUCCUUGGGCAUUUCAGUGCUGUUGGUCUGCUGGGCUUCUUUUGUUUUAACAUGUCUGUGGUGACCUUGCUCUACCUUCUUGGAGACAAACUCAACAGCAGCGUGUGGAAAAACCGACUUCAUCAAUACUGACAGAGGAAAUAUCAACAGGGCCCUGAUCAUUCAUAGACCUGAAAUUUUUGUUUUUGUUUCAAAGGAAAAAAAAACAAAACAUUAUUUUCUAUUGCUAUACGCUGAAUAACAUUCAAUACAAUACAUCCUGAUUUAUAUAGUGCUUUCACAAUAGUUCAGGAAUAAUUCUUUGCAAAUAUUAAAGUUGAACAUUACAGAAGCGCUAACAAUUGCAAUGUAUGAAGGGAGUCCAUGUCAGCACUUCCUCGUUAAUACUGACUAUACCUUACAACUGUAAUGGUCCAGUUUUAUGUCAACAUUUAAGUUUUCCCAUUUAAGUGUAGACAAAACCUCAACAA